AUGCAACCACCAGGGUUUAUUGACAAGGAUCACCUUGACUAUGUUUGCUCUCUUCGAAAAUCUCUCUAUGGCCUCAAGCAGGCUCCAAGAGCUUGGUACCAAGAGCUGCGUGACUAUUUGCUCUCUCUUGGAUUUUAUAACUCUCUAACAUAUGUGUCUCUUUUUAUCUUCUCUGAUGCAGGUACCACUCUCUAUAUUCUAGUCUAUGUGGAUGACAUUGUCGUCACUGGUAAUAAUCUGGCCCGGGUUGACUCCAUUAUUGCCUUACUUGGUCAUCGUUUCUCCAUCAAAGAUCUUGGUCCACUUUAUUUUUUUGGGUGUAGAAGUUGUCCCGCAUUCUCUUGGUGUUGUUUGUCUCAGCGCCGCUAUAUUAUGGAUCUUCUCACAUGGACCAAGAUGGCCGCAUCGCAUCCUGUCCGUACCCCCCUAGCGACGGCGACCUCGCUCCGACAUGACGGCGAUGUACCACUCUCGAAUGGUCGUGACUACCACGACAUUAUUGGCGGCCUCCAGUAUCUUGCUCUCACUCGUCCUGACAUCUCCUAUGCUGUCAACAAACUGUCCCAGGUCAUGCAAGCUCCAACCACUGAUCACUUGAAUGCUGCAAAACGGGUCCUUCGCUAUAUCAUGGGGACUAUUGAUCAUGGUCUUCUUCUUCACCGUCAGAGUUAUCUCUCUCUUCAUGCUUACUUUGACGCUGAUUGGUCCGGUGAUAAGGAUGAUUUCUCAUCCACCAGUCACAUAAAGUCUUUCAAAGAAGAAGAACGCCUUUUCUAUGCACACUAUCACGUGGGGUCAAAAUCUUUCAUGGAGGUUGCAAAGAAGACACGUAAUUAUAGAUGA
Messenger RNA from Asparagus officinalis (garden asparagus), 843 nucleotides. RefSeq lists its product as uncharacterized. The coding region runs from base 1 to 843 and encodes 280 amino acids. The transcript is spliced from 2 exons. The record is from RefSeq and is a predicted model, not a curated record. NCBI's taxonomy places the organism in Eukaryota, Viridiplantae, Streptophyta, Magnoliopsida, Asparagales, Asparagaceae.